Messenger RNA from Cuculus canorus (common cuckoo), 2437 nucleotides. RefSeq names its product SEC22 homolog A, vesicle trafficking protein (gene SEC22A). Bases 399 to 1325 code for a protein of 308 amino acids. The record is from RefSeq and is a predicted model, not a curated record. The transcript is spliced from 8 exons. Gene Ontology annotation, biological process: endoplasmic reticulum to Golgi vesicle-mediated transport. Lineage: Eukaryota; Metazoa; Chordata; Aves; Cuculiformes; Cuculidae.
GCCCCCGCAGGGGAGGGCAGGCCCCGCCCCUCGCCGGGAAGCCGCACGCGCGGGCGCGCGUGCGUCCCGUAUUGCGCGCUCGGCGGCGCGUGGGACGUGUCCGCUACCCACAAUGCCUGGCGGCGGGGGCGCGGCCGAGGGCGCCGCGGAGCAGGCAGCUCAACAUGAACUUUAACUGUCAAGAUCAUUUAAAAAGUGGACAGAACAAUAUUUUUCCUUCUGAGACCUGGCUUCAGGAUUCCAAGUUUCUCCUACAGUGCUGUCCCUUUUCCUGAAACAGGACAUGGAGCUGUGUUCCUUUCUUCACAUUAGGUGCUAAUGAAAUUAUUUGCUUCAUAAGAGGAAAUGCAGAUCCAUGAAAUUACAUUUUGUGCAAGUUGUUGUUAACUCUGUUGGCAAUGUCUAUGAUUUUAUCUGCUUCUGUGGUCCGUGUGAGGGAUGGACUCCCGCUGUCUGCAUCUACGGAUUAUGAACAGAGCACAGGAAUGCAAGAAUGUAGAAAAUAUUUUAAAAUGCUCUCAAAGAAACUUUCUCAGCUUCCUGAUAGAUGUACUCUGAAAACUGGGAAGUAUAACAUAAACUUUAUAAGUUCUCUGGGAGUAAGCUAUAUGAUGUUGUGCACUGAAAAUUAUCCCAGUGUCCUGGCAUUCUGCUUCCUGGAUGAGCUUCAGAAAGAAUUCAUCACUACCUACAACAUGAUGAAGACAAAUACUGCUGUCAGGCCAUACUGUUUUAUAGAGUUUGAUAAUUUCAUUCAGAGGACCAAACAGAGAUAUAACAACACACGUUCUUUGUCAACAAAGAUGAAUCUUGCUGACAUGCAGACAGAAAUCAAACUGAGACCACCUUAUCAAAUUUCCGUGUCAGAGCUUGGUUCAACUAAUGGGUUCGCACAUUUAUCUGUGGUGGAAUAUAAGGGUACUGGUAAAAUAUCUACAGCUCCUCAUCAGCGUCUGGAACCUGUGACUUUGCCAGGGAUCAUCUCAUUUGUACUUAGUCUGUUAUGUGGGGCUUUGAAUUUAAUUCGUGGCUUUCACGCCAUAGAAAGUCUUCUCCAGAAUGAAGGUGAAGAUUUCAGCUAUGUUAUUGCAUUUUUUCUUGGAACAGCAGCCUGUUUGUACCAGUGUUACCUGUUUGUCUACUACACGGGCUGGAGGAAUGCCAAAUCCUUCCUGACUUUUGGGUUAAUUUGUCUGUGUAACAUGUAUCUGUAUGAACUGCGCAACCUGUGGCAGCUUUUCUUUCAUGUGACUGUGGGAGCGUUUUCUACCUUACAAAUUCGACUGCGACACCCACAGGGAAAGUCCCCUGAUUACAAUGUCUAAGUCCUGGAACAGUUAGAGGCAGUCUUGUUCCAACAGUUAUUCACUCUCAGGAAUGUAAAGCUGUUCUCCAAAGGAAGAAGCUGUCUGGAUGGGGCUGGUUGGUUGGCUGGUUGUUUUUUAAAUAAAGAAAUUAAGAUGCCUGUGGACAUUUUUCACUUGAUAGUUAAACUUUUUUUUGAAGAAGAAGAAGGAGGAAACAGAAGAAUAGGGGACUGGAGGAGGAAAAUGUAUCCUAUCCAUGCAGUGAAAUGUAUGUAGGGACACCAAGAUUUGGGAAUUUGACUGGUGGCAUAAAAAAAGCUUCAUUUGAAAAUAUGUUAAUGGAAGGAAUGUACAGAUUAUGUGUUCUGCAUAUCAUGCAAACUCUUCACUUCCAAAAUUGAUUUUGCCUUUGUGAGGCAGUAGGGGUAGGCUAAAUAAAUAAUUAUUAAUAGUAAUAAUAAUAAUGCUAUUGCAUAUUAGCAAACUAGAUUUGCGAUAUGUAAGAUUAAAAUUUGGAAUGUUUGUUUCACAUUGACAUAUAUGUGAAUGUUUUCUUAAUUAAAAUGUAACCUGGAAACAGUGUUUCUAGGGAUCAGCUUUAUGGCACCUGGGGCCCCCUGUUUAGUGCUAUAGAAACUUUGAUGUUUUUUUUUUUUUUCUGCCACUUAACCCAGGAUUUUUGCACGCUUCCUCUGUUUAAACUCUGGAAAGGUUGAAAGGAAAUGGACUGGUGAGUAAAUGAAGUGACUCGUACUUGUUGGACUAUUGUUCUUCUUUUUAUAUAAUUUUAGAAAUGGGUGAGUAAUUAGCUCAAGCCUGAGAUAAACAAGUGAUGACAGGAAAAUAAUAAAUCAGUCUUAUUAGCUGAUACAAGAGGGGACCAGGGAUUUUGUUUAUUCUCCUGACUUUAUGAGUGCGGGUAUAGAACUUCUGAUCUAGACCUGUGUUUGAGAGAAUUGUUGUAUACACCUGAAGCCUGUGAAUCAGCUAACAAACCCCAAACACCUAGAAUAGCAGCCGUAUAGUAUCACCGUCAGUUACACUCUGUUAUUUUACAAUUAUAUGACAGUUAUUUAUGAUUGUUCAUAUUGUACAAAUAGAUACAUAUAGGUAGAUUUUUAUAUGUGACC